Molecule: messenger RNA, 1044 nt
Organism: Engraulis encrasicolus (European anchovy)
Lineage: Eukaryota; Metazoa; Chordata; Actinopteri; Clupeiformes; Engraulidae
Gene: znf365
Product: zinc finger protein 365
Exons: 5
Coding region: 1-1044 (347 amino acids)
Biological process (GO): regulation of double-strand break repair via homologous recombination; regulation of DNA strand resection involved in replication fork processing; telomere maintenance
Source: RefSeq, a predicted model, not a curated record
AUGAGUAGGGGUCUUCCUCUCAGUAUGGAGGGGGCGAAGGAGGAGCUGAGGGAGGGGGCCACAAGGGAGGGGAGUGUGUGCAGGGGGGCAGGAGAGGCGAAGGCUGAAGGUGUGAAGGCCGUCUCCAGUCUGCCAUUCCGCUGUCCUCGCUGUGGAGAGAACACUCGCUUCCGCAGCCUGGCGUCGCUCCGAGCCCACCUGCAGCUCAGCCACACCUUCCCUAGCGAACCUGUGCAGCGUAGCCACACCCACACAAGCUCACCUGUGCAGGGUAGCCACACUGGCCACAUUGGCCCAUCUGUGCAUAAGCCGCCACCCCCUAACAACUCCCUGAACCAAUGGGAUGACUGUGCCGCCCCUCCCAUCUCACCUCUCAUGGCAACUGGCCACGCACCUCCCAUCUCCAUGGUAACUGGCUCCGCCCCUCAUGUCUCCAUGGUAACUGGCCCCGGCCCUCCCAUCUCCACAGCAACUGGCCCCACCCCUCCUGUCUCCACUGUAACUGCUGCCACCUCUCCCCCCGGUGCGUGUGGGCGUAUGGAUGUUGAGUUUCGGCUGAGGGGGGCGCUACAGAGGGCCGAGGGGCUGCUGAAGCAGCGGCUGCAGUCUGAGCAUGCCCAGCGGAGCCUCCUGCUGGCCCGGCAGCAGCACUGCAGGCAGAUGACCAGCGCCGCCAUGGUGAUCGCAUCGCUACGGCAACAGCUCAACACCUCGCAACACCUGCUGCAGCAGAGGGAGAGUGAGAUGGAGGGCAUGCAGAGCUGGCUGGCUGUGGCGUCGCGACAUGAGCUGCAGAGCAAGGAGCAUCUCCGGAACUUCAUGGAAAACAUUCUCACACACACACACCACACUAAUGUCCAGAGGUAUGUGGCUGUUCUGCACCGGAACCAGUGGGCCAAGCUGGGCAGCAGAGGAGAAAAGCUUCUGCUCCUCUGCCUGUGGACUCUCGCUCUGAUUUUCUCCAGCCCGGCCGCGGUCAAAGCAGACCUGGCAGUUGGACAAAAUAAGGUCUGUCAAGGAGACUCCCCUCUUCAGCAGCCCUAG